Dentiscutata erythropus is the source of this 321-nucleotide messenger RNA. NCBI's taxonomy places the organism in Eukaryota, Fungi, Glomeromycota, Glomeromycetes, Diversisporales, Gigasporaceae. The record is from the annotation of a GenBank genome assembly.
AUGGCUGCCAAAAUGCCAACAACAUAUCCAUAUGAUGAUUGUAGUGAAUGUGUGGCAUAUAUAAAUGUAGCGAACCCACAUAAUAGUGAGAUCAUUAUAGAGCCAAUAUAUAGGAUGCACUUUGUUAUAGCGUCUAACAGAAAUAAAAGAUAUAUAGCUUCCGUGUUACUAAAAUAUUACAUCAAUUAUGCUAGACAAAUGAAAAAAGGUAUAUUACCAUUAACUAGUCCAGAGACAAGAUUCCGUCGAAAUAAUUUGGUGGUAAACACAGCUGAAGAGCAGAAACUCUCUCCAGAAAUUCCAAUGGAUAUCAAAGCGUAA